Molecule: messenger RNA, 5647 nt
Organism: Crotalus tigris (Tiger rattlesnake)
Lineage: Eukaryota; Metazoa; Chordata; Lepidosauria; Squamata; Viperidae
Gene: VKORC1L1
Product: vitamin K epoxide reductase complex subunit 1 like 1
Exons: 3
Coding region: 31-672 (213 amino acids)
Biological process (GO): vitamin K metabolic process; peptidyl-glutamic acid carboxylation
Molecular function (GO): vitamin-K-epoxide reductase (warfarin-sensitive) activity
Source: RefSeq, a predicted model, not a curated record
GGGUGUGGUUUUCCUUACGGCGGCAAGCCAAUGAACAAGUGGUGCGCGCGCUCUGCAUUUCGGCGUGGUGUAGCGUGCCCUGCGCGCGCACAGGGGCGAGAAGUCUUCUGCCGGGUCCGCCUAAGCGAGGGCUGGGCUAAGAUGGCGGCGCCCGUCCUGCUGCGAGUCUCGGUGCCGCGCUGGGAGCGGGUGGCCCGUUACAUCGUGUGUCUGGCCGGAAUUAUUCUUUCGCUCUACGCCUACCAUUUAGAGCGUGAGAAGGGUCGCGACCUCCAAUACCAGGCACUCUGUGACCUCAGCGAGCGUGUCCGGUGCUCCUCUGCCAUCUCCUCCAGAUGGGGUCGAGGAUUUGGCCUACUAGGCUCCAUUUUUGGAAAAGACAGUGCAAUAAAUCAACCAAACAGCGUUUUUGGUCUUAUAUUCUAUAUAUUGCAAAUGUUGCUUGGUAUGACAGCAAGUGCAGUAGCAGCGCUGGUCCUCAUGAUGUCCUCCAUAGUGUCAGUAAUAGGAUCUUUGUACCUAUCUUAUAUUCUGUACUUUGUGCUGAAGGAAUUCUGCGUUGUCUGUGUCAUCACAUACUUGCUGAACUUCAUUCUCUUGAUCAUCAACUACAAACGACUAGUAUACUUGAACGAGGCCUGGAAACGGCAGCUCCCACCCAAACAGGAUUAACUGCUUUGCAAACUUUUGACUGACAGUUUGAAGGCCCGGCUUCCGUUUAUGUUUAUUUCACAGUAAAAAGAUUUUUUUUAAUUAUUAUUCAUAUCACUUGCUUUUCCCAGGAAUCAUAGCUAAUUCAAUUAGAGUGACUCAAAGGAUAGGGGCCCUGGGUAACCUCUCAGUCAAUAGCUAUGGUGAGGAACUGUUUGUGAAAGUCUUAAUCUGAUCAGAGACAAGCUUUAACUCUACUUUGAAGGAGUUCACAGAGACAUAUUAUUUACUCCUUCUUUACCCUUCCCCAAAUAUUCCAGGUAGGCUAUAGGAAGUCUCCCAUCUCAGUGUGAAUUGAGGUAGGGGGGAGUCUUAACUGGGAGAUCAUGAUUGUUCUAGACUUUAUAGGUACCAUAGGGAAAUAUUGCCCUGUUUACAUUAAGUGUAUUGGUAGCCAAAGGAAUUUGACCCACAUAGAUGCAACUAAAACACUUACCACAACUUGGGGCAUAGUGGUAGAAAAGACUGGCUAUGUCCUGGCAAAGAAAGGAGGUCAGUACAGCUUGGCCAAGUGAUGACUUGAAGCCUAGCAACUUUGAAGAAUGGUCCAUUGUCUUAUUGAGAUGUUUUUUAAAAAUGAAAUUGAGAUUAGUUUCUUAUCCCUGGAGAAGAUGUGCCACAAAAGAUCUUUGCUGAGAUGCCUUUUUCCCCAGGAUAUGUUUAAAGAAAAUGGAAUUCAAUGGCAUUUAAAAACAAAGAAAACUGAACUAAGCUGGGUUUCCUUGCAACAUCCAAGCUGUUUGCUAUGGAUGGAAACAAUCUUUAGGGAUGCUUAACAAAGGGAGUGGGGCGUCUUGAGUUGCUCAGACCUCAUCAGGAGGAAGCCUGUACAAUUAGAGUUUGAGGGGCAGAAUUGGCUGUGCAGUUCAGAAGAUGUGAGACAGCCAAAUAGCGUUAACCAAUUUGAUUAUAAUAUUUCUAGCUGCUGUAUAGAAUUACAACUUGACACUGGAUCCCAGUAACCCACUGGUAAAUGAAUACACUGAAAAAUUAGGAUGCAGUCCCUUUGUGAGCUCUUUUGUACGUAAGUUCCAUAGAAGUGAAGAGGGAGUGUAUAAAGAAAUAUCAAUGGACGGUGCUUUGAUGUUUUUGAGAAAUUCCCCUUCAUUUAGUGAAGCUUGUAUAGGAAACCCAGAUUGCGGACAUAAAUAGAUUUAUAUCUGUAGAGGCAGAGCAGUUUCAAAUUCCUACAUACAAAUUUGGCUAAGGCUUAGGGCGAUGUACAUUGACUCUCCCUCAGUUAGAGUAAAGCAAAUAGAUGGUAAAAAUUGGCCCAAGAUUCAGUCAUGGUUCUCCUUGAAAGAGUAAGUUGAAACAAUUUCCCAUUCAUAUCAUCCUAAAAAUGCAGUGUUUUUUUACAAGUGCCUUCUGUCUUACAAACCAAAUAUUGGGGAUGUUUGAAAUUGCCAGGCAGAAGGUUUCUUGCAUAUAUAUAUUCAUCAAAUAUAUAUAUAUAUAUAUUUGAUGAAUCAGACCUCAGACCUUUGCAGUAUGUCUUAUACCAAGGUACACUGGCAUCAUUAGACACAUAUCUGGAGGUUGAGGGUAUUUUUUGAGAGGCAGGCUGCUGACCUGACAGGGACAGCUUUGAGCUCUGCAGUCCUUGCUGGCUUCUGCUUUUCCUGCUGGAAUACUUUAGAAAGACAAAUUUUUCCUCACAACAUAAAAUUUUGUCUGCUCUAUUUAGAUUUAGGGCUUAGUUUACCCAGGAGCCUCUAAGUAUGCCUCGGUAUGACAAGGAAGCCUUGGAAGAUUAUGGCAGUUUCUUAUUUGACAGCUGGGUCAAAGCUGUUCCAAGCAAACCAGAAGAGCUACUCCUUAGCACGGUUGCCGUGUUUCUUCCUGCAGUGGCAGAACAAGAAACCUGUUGUAUCGGCCUGGUUACCAUUGGAGUGCAAGAAGGUAUUAGAAGCUUCCGGAGAAUGAGCGAGUUACAGGAUUGAUAGGAUCGAAAGGAGUUCUCAGUGACUGAAACAAAUGGAUGCUGCGAUCUCCCAGAGGCUUCUUGGGAUGCGAUUUCACCAGUUGGGCUCCCUGAGAUAAUUAAGACAGUUCUUCUGCUCACACGAUGAACAAAUUUGGAGGACUUGUAUUAAGAGUAGAAAACAAUUUUGGCAUCUUUUAUAGCAGAGAUAGCCGUGCCCCUGGGUCAUAAUGGGCUAAUUAAAAAGAUCGGGUCAGGCCAGAAGGACGUUGCUGUCAAAAACUUGAAUCUUGCUUGUAAGAAAUCUUUCCUUGCCAUCGAUGCUUGCUCCUGCUUAUGCCCAAGAAAAGUGAUCUUCCCCAAAAGCUCCCUUUUAAAAAUCCAGUCUGCGCCCAAAUCCUUUCCUUCUUCUGAGUCUGUAAGGGGUCUUCUCUUUUUUGUGUCAUUUUCUAAAAAAAAAAAUCAGCAUUAAGGUAUUAAUGCAAUUAUCUUAUGUUUUGUAAAAGUGCAGGAUUUUAUUUUCCAAUGGAAACAGCAUCUGCUGAGGAUGGGAUGUCUGACAGUAUUUAAAUGCCUGCCAAAUGAACAGUCCAGUUGGUUUAUGUACAGAACUAUGGUGGAACGCAAGACUAAUGGAGGAAGACAGGUGUUUAUGGUAUAUAUAUAUAUAUAUGUGUGUGUAUGUAUAUAUGUAUUAAAAACACUAAAUUCUGCUUGUUGUCCUUAUGAAAGAGUUCUCAGAAAUGCAUUUUGUAUUAACCAGAGUACAGUUAAAGCUUGUCUUGAAUUUUGAAAUUAGAGCUGAUGGGGGAGUAUAAUUUACAAAUUUUGUUACAUUUGGUAUGUGGAGAAUAUUUUCAAGUUUAUACCCUCACUGAUAAAUUUUAUUUUAAGACAUUAAUGUAACAUAAUGUGAGGCUUUAUUUUUUUACCUGUCUGGAGAUGAGAUGGGGUUUUUCUAUCUUUCUAAGUAGAGAUUUCCAUUAUCUAUACUGUGAUGGGCAACUAUAGCAACUUUACAAACUGUGGACUUCAACUCCCAGAAUUCCUGAGCUAGGUAUGCUGGCUCUGAAAUUCUAGGAAUUGAAGUCCACAGCUCAUAAAGUUGCAUAGUUGCCUACCCCUGAUCUAUACACAAGUGUCAAUUAUAGGGGAUACAAAAAAGGUAUAGUUUUCUUCCUAGGACUUCCUCCUCCUCCUCCCCCCCCCCCAAAUUCGUUGGGCAGGGAGUGCAGGCAGAUUCCAUUUUUCCCUCUGCUGAAAAGUUACCUGUUCUGCUCAUUUCUCUUUCUAAGUCAACACCUUUUAAACAUUGGCUCUAUUUUUUUUCUUGUUCAAGAAGGUAUCAGUCACCUUGUGUACGUCUAAGCAAAAUCCUGACUUCUGUACCCCUCUCCCCCAUCUCCAAUUUCAGUAGUAUUCUGUGGUGUUAAACAGCCUAAGCAGCCAUUGUUUGUGUUGGAUGAGUCGUUCUCAAUUUGGUCCCCUACAGACAUGUUGGGACCCCCAACUCCCAGAAUUCCUAGGUAGCUGCAACACUUUGAGCUAAAGGCCAGACUAGACAAGUAGAGUCUAUAGGGCAUCCUUCUCUGUCCAAAUGGAAAAAUGAGUGCUGGGUUCCGAGAACCAAACUGAUAUUUCCAACACAGGGGAGGCCUACCCUGCUUGUAUGUUGUAAUAUUUGCAAGCCUUCAACAAGCAGAUGGUAGGCAAAUCUCCCUGCAGGUGUGGACUCUCUGCUGCCUUCCAACUUCUUCCACAAAGGUAAUUCAUUCUCUUUAAGGUGGCAAUAUGACUUGGUUGCUUGGCCAUACUCCCAAACCUAUAUGGAUGAUGGAAGAUGCAGCAUUUUCCUGUUUUUGGCAAGUGCAGCUUUCAUUGUGCUUUGCUCCCAAUUCCUUCCUUUUAAUUUGGAAAGCUAGGAGCCCCUGCUCUUUGGUUCUGUCUCAUCAUCUAAGUUACUUCUAAUUUUAUGCCAGUGAGGAUGGAGGGAAACUUUUUCAGUGACAAAAGUUCAGGAUUUUUUUUUUAACUAACAGUUUCCCAGGAGGUAGUUUUCUUGAAGAUCAAUUUAAUUCUCCCUACCACCCACCCCCCAGAUCUACCACAUCUCUCCCACUUGUUGAUGGCUUAAAAGAAAGAAAAGUUCCUGACAUCUUUUUCCAAGAAAUCAAGGGUUCCAUAGUUCAGACAAGCCCCUUUUCAUUUCUUAGAAAUCUUACUCAGCCUUCAUACCUGGGAGUAAGUAUGGUUCUCAGUGCUUGUAAUGCAGUUUUGAAUGGAUGACGGCUUUCUUGAGAUACCAGAAAAUGUAUCCAUGAAGCAGAUGGCUCCAUCGCAUCUAGUAAGUAUAUUGCCAUCCCCAGGAAAGGUUUCUGUCCCUUGAUUUUCAGGAGGAAUCAAGGAGAAGUAGCAAGAGAAAUCUAUACCCUUGGAAGAGGAAUAUUUCUACUAAGGCAACUCUUUAAGGAAAAUGUCAGAGUGGGCUCUAAUCCAGUAUGAGAUGAAACUUUCAGAAAAUAAUUACUUUGGGGCUCAAUUCGAUUUUCUGAUUCAAAAGAAAAAAAGACAAAAAUAAUUUUCUUUUUGCAGAUUAAUAUCUCCUGAUCUGUAUGAAGAAGAAUUGGUCAAAACAGAUUAAACAUUUGCUUGGAUUCUUUCAAGACCGAUUAAACAUGACCUAGUAAAACUAGUAAAAAAGAAGAUGAAGUAUUCCGUUUCCAUUUUUUAAAAAAUGUAUUAAGCAUGGCCUAAAUAUUCAAUGUGUGUUCUGUCUCGUAUGUUUGAUCUGACAACUUUUUGAUGUGCUUCAAACUCCAGAACAUCUCCAUCUUGAUUGGAGUCAUUCCAUACUUAUUUUUUUAUUUUUUGGUUCAACAUAGGACUGUGACAUUCUGAGAUUGAAAUUCAAUUUUGCUAACAGGGGAAUUAAAACCAUGUAAAUAUUGUAAGAAUGUUUAUUUGUUGCACAUAACUUUUUUGGUAUAAAAAUAAACGUAGAAAUUAUCUGUG